This is a messenger RNA of Acanthocheilonema viteae, 509 nucleotides long. The record is from the annotation of a GenBank genome assembly. Lineage: Eukaryota; Metazoa; Nematoda; Chromadorea; Rhabditida; Onchocercidae.
CUUAUAUCAUCAAUUGUGGACGAUACCUCCCACUGGAAGUAUACCUACCGUUUAUCUGUGGGAUAUAUGGCGCUGAUUAUCAUCUAUCGGAAUGGUCAAAUGCACAACUGAGAAAUGUUAUGGCAUUACUUCAGCAACCACCAGAGAUGCUGCUUCAGGGCUUAUUGCCUAGCGAUAUUUCAAUAAAUGAAGUAAAGCAAGUUCGACCGCCGGGCAUUCAACGUGCAAUCACGGCUAUCAGAGAAGAAAAACUGAAGAGAUGCAAUAAGGUUUUGACGCCAUUUGUCAGACGUAUUUUCAAUUCUGCUUCUCCAAUUGAUUUCUCAGCGGCCGUUGGCGAAUUCAGAAAAUUGGUUGAUGAUGUGAGAAUUAUAACCGACAACAUUAUCAAAUCUAUUCCUCUUCGAGACAAGGACUCGGAAAAUAUGCUUUUCUUCAUCGUGUUAGCCUUUACAAGCGAUUCUGAUAAAAUCGAUUCUGGGAAUGCCUAUACUGAAUUAUCUGCAUGA